AUUUUCACUUGCCUUCCUCUCUGGUGGGCGUCAAGGACACUUCUUUGCUCUCUCAUGCUCUGGUGUUUGUUGGGCUCUGUGGAAUUUCUCGCCCUUCUUCUUCGUCUCCGUCUUCCUCUUCGUCUCCGUCUUCUUCACCCUCCGCCUAUCCAUCAGUGGAUAUAGGAUAAAGGGAAGAUGAAGAGCUGGCACUGUAAUGGAGAAUCGUCCUCCUUGUCAUCGAAUUUAUCGGCUUUCGCGCCGCCCUUUACUGUCAGCCCCUUUGCGCCCAGCCCUGGUUCGAACCCUUAUGAACCUCUCCUCGGGUUACCCUCCAAUUCGUCCCUGAGCAGUUGUAUGGGCCCGAACCCACACAUGUCGGCAUCCGAUUGGGCGCCGAACUUGGCGGGCCAAGACUUCGAUUCCAUGAACUACCUUGGUGGGCAUGAAUACCCGCCCCAAGCUGUUGUUCCCGAAGUGACCCAGCCUUUUUCGUAUGGCCAGUUAUCGGAUGGGCUGAGAACUAAUGUCGAUGAAGUGAGACCUUACUAUCCUCAGUACUACUACUCCAAGGUCGAGCCUGAGGAGCCCUCGGCAUUCACUAAUCAUCCUGGCUGGGAUGGCCGAUAUUAUGACAAGAAUCAGGUGGUGUCAGGACUGGACUGUCCGGUCCAUGUGGGCGAAACUUUCAGUGAUACAGCUAGCAGAGAGCAGCAUGAACUGGUUAAACUCGAGGGAGGUUACUGCCCUGAACAGGGAAAUGCUGCUGAUUCCCAUAGCUAUAUGAACCAAGGAACUCGUCCACUAGGCUUUGGCAUUCAUGCGGAAGCUUCUAAUGAUGUCAAUCUGUUGGAAAGGGGAAAGCUUGAUGGUCCUAAAUGUCAAGGAGCAGCAGAUACGAAGUUCUCCCUUCCAAACAAUUCGGAGUUCACAGCCAUGACUUGUCCAACAACAUUGGACUUAAAAUACUCACCACUGCUACCAGCAGCACACCCUGAGGCACCACCUCUAGAUCUUUUCCUGGAUUUGAGAAAGGAUACCAUGAAGCACAACAACAUCGUUCAGAAAUGCAUGAGACAGUCUGGUUCUAGUCCAGGUGAUGAGAAUUGGGAUGCUGUUUUCCCUGCUCUUUCUACUAGACCACCAGCUUCUGCCCCUGUUAUUGAAGUUCUUUCUGGAAAUCAUGGCAAUGGCAGUCUUUCUGCUAGUGGACACUUCAGUGGUAGUACUGUUUGCAGUGUAAGGGAUACUGAUGCUGCAAAAGAUUCUGAAAGAGAUAUUCUCUUUGAUGUAGCACAGAGUAGGUAUGGCCACGGAAGAGGUGAUGGCACUUUCGGCAUAUUAAAAGAUGAAGAUUUUCGGAGUGAAAAAGCUUUUUCCAAUGAUGCAUCAGUUCAUCUGGUUAGGGAAAAUCCCAGACUUCAAGUCCCUUGUACCAAUGUUUAUGGUCCCAAUGCAAGUUCUUUCGAGGCUUUCAGCCAUUUUAACCAUUCACUGGAUUCGCCAUGCUGGAAAGGAGUACCAAUUGGACAUUUUGGCUCUUCUUUUGAUCCUUCAGUUGUCCCUCCAAAACAUCUUUCAGGAUUCAAGGAGUUUAAUGAUUUGAAUCCCCAGAGGCAUCAAGUUUCUGCUCACAAUGCCGAAUCUGCCUCAAAAUUCUCCUCCCAAAGACUUAAUGAAGCCAUGCUACAAAUUGACAAUCGGUCCUCAGAAAGGAAAUCAAUGUUCCAUCAGGAGCAACCUUGUGUUUUUAAUCCAUCGGCCACAGAACAGAACUUUCAUGAUGCUUUGGAGAUCGGUUCCCCCCAUUUGAGACAGAAAGAUGCUCAUUUUAAUGAGUUAACCAGUGAUUGUAGCUUUGAACUUCCCCGGAACAAACCAAAUAGCUCUGAAAAUGAACUGAACCCUGAGGAAAGGAAACUAUCUGGGCAUGAGGGAUUGGACACAGGGCGGAAUAUAAGUGAUGACUCUAAUAACGGCUUUUCUGAUGUCUCAGUCCGAUGUGUGGAACAUGUCUUGAGUUCUCCUCCUACAUUGGAGGCUACCAAGCACAGUGAAUGGUCCAGGGAAGAGUUGACUGCAAGAGUAGAUGUCUCGAUGGUGGUUAGAAUGAUGCACAACUUGUCUGAAUUGCUCAUGACCUGCAGCUCUAGUGGUGCCUGUAACUUGAAGGAGCAGGACUGUGAGGUCCUUAAAAAUGUGACCAACAAUCUGAUUAUCUUUUGUCUCGAGAAUAGGCAUCUAGCUACCACAAGGAAUUCGAACGAGCCAAAGACCACCUUCGUGCCCGAUGGAGUCUUUCUUGGCGAGUUUCCUGGAGUUCAUGCGACUCUGGUGGAGGUGAAGAGGCCAGAGCUACUUGGUGAAGUGCAUGAUGGUCAGGGGAAACCACUGCCAGUGUUGAUUCCUCCCUUCGUUGGUAGGGAGAAAAACCACCGUGCUGUGCCUAAUAAUCCCGAUAAAACUAGUUCAGAUUUUUCUGUUCUCAUUAAUCAAUCAAAUGUGAUCAGAGAUGACAAAAUGAUUCAGAGUGGGGUGGUGGAAGAGCAACAAGUAUCUGGUGAUUCAGGGAAACCCGAUGGAUUGAAUAAUAACUCAGAGCAGCAUUGCAAUGUGCCUGAUCGGAUAUAUGAAAGUAGCUCAGAUCAUACCUCCGUUAGUGUUCUUCCCAACAACAUUAGAGAUGAUAAGAUGACUCAGGCUAUUAAGAUGAUCCUCGAGGAGAAUUUCCAUGAAGAGGAUGAAGCUGAGCCGCAGGUUCAGCUGUUCAAGAAUUUAUGGCUCGAAGCAGAAGCUGCAUUAUGCUCCAUGAAUUACAGGGCCCGUUAUGACCGCCUGAAGUUUGAAAUGGAAAAAUCCAAAGCACAAAAUGAAAAAGCUCCAUCUAAAAAUACAAUCGCUGUUGAGGAACUCUUGGAUUCUGGGGUAUCUGCCAACCUAGGCAUCGAUAAGAAGACAGCUGAUGAUGCAUCAAAGAAUCAUGAAAAUAUGGAUAUCUCGGCUCAGAAAUUCUCCCUUGAGAAUGAUGUCAUGGCAAGAUUCAAUAUCCUCAAAGAUCGGGAUAGUAAGUCUAAUCUUGAAAGCGCUUUGGAUGGUGAGGACCUAGCGAGUCAUAAAGUUUCCUAUGACCUUAAUGAAGCUGAUGAAGUUGCUUCGGGAACAUGUGAAUCACCUGCUAGCCCCGUGCCUACCAUCUCACCAGUCAAAGGCUCUGCCAACCCAGCAGACAACAUGGACUCCUCAAUUUUUUCGAGACUUUCAAUCCUGAAACAGCGGGAAGAAAAUCCAAGUUUGGUAGUCAACCUUGAGCCUGACCUCUCCCAGCAUAAUUCUGGACGGAGCUUAGUUGGUCGGGAAGACAGCAUGGGGGCUUCUGUCUGGGGGAGGUUAUCGAUCCUAAAACAGCGGGAAGAGCAUUCAAGUUCCUCAGAGGUUGAAGUUAAGAAGCCAUCUGAGGGUGUCAAUCUUGAAUCUUCUGUACUCUCAAGAUUGAAUAUUCUGAAACAACGGGAUGACAAUUUGAGUUCCAUGGGAUGGGAUUGCACCCCACCGGAUGUUAAUCUCGAAUCUGUGGUGAAAAAGGAUUACUUCCCCUCCAUUGGGGAAACAACUGAUACUAAAAAGGAUUUCAGUUCAGGUUUCAUCAAUUAUGGGGUUCCUGAGUCUCAGAGGACUGGCGGGUGUGAGAAUCCAAUGCAUGCUGCACGCAUCUGCGACUUCAGCUCGUCAUCGGACUGGGAGCACGUGCUGAAGGAGGAGGUUUGAUUCCUUCAAGUGGGAUCCCGUUUUCUGCUAUGGACAUUCCGUAUCCAAUGCACUGUUUGCUUUAUCUGUUUAUUUCUGAGUACUUGCUGUAUGGUGAAUCGCCUAUGUAAAUCUCUCGGACCAGACUGCUAUUAGCUAAGACCAAUGUUUGUACAUAAGAUUUAUGAUUUUAUGUAUCCUUGUACGCAAGUUUAUGUGUCUUUCUUUCAA
Molecule: messenger RNA, 3954 nt
Organism: Punica granatum (pomegranate)
Lineage: Eukaryota; Viridiplantae; Streptophyta; Magnoliopsida; Myrtales; Lythraceae
Source: RefSeq, a predicted model, not a curated record